AUGCACGCUCGAGUCGACGAGGGUCUCAACCGCGAGCCUGUGCGUCCUGUCGUCACCGCAAGAUUAAAUGUGAUGGCGAGAAACCCUGCGAAGCUUGUCGAUGGUACAGGAAGCCGGAGUUGUGUACCUACCCAGAGCGACAUGAUUCUCAAAGUUCACCAAGGUAAAAUAGCGGAACUGAAUGCGAGAAUGCAAUCUGACCGGAUCAAACCUGUAUAUACUAAUCAGAUGAAUAGCCACUCAAAUACUCACUCAGAGAAGCCAGCAACAGCUCCAACUGACUACCGGAGCACAUUGGCAAGGCUGUUUCCUGACACUGCCCCUGAGAAUAUCGCCCAUUUAUCAAGGGAUGAGCUCCUGGCUUUGAUGUCUAUUGAUGGCCCCCAAUAUGCUCAGCCCCAAGAUUCACCAGCGAAUGUCCCCUCUGUUGGGACGAAGGCCUCCACAUUAUCAAUGGAACGGCCCGACCUGGAAUCUUUACAUUCAAUACCAGGAGAACAGCUCGAAGAGAAUCAGAGUUCUGGCACAUCGGAAUCAAUCGGGCACAUCUCAGACGACGUGAAUGCACUAUCCUUAACAAACCGCCAUCCUACAUCAUAUCUAGGAGUAUCAUCCAUUCAAGCCGCACUCAAGGUGAUCGCGUGGCUCCACCCGGAAUUCGAAGCCUACUUUUCUCUCGCCUUAACCAAAGAGCAAAGCGGCCAGCAAAAUAGUGUGUCACCUCAGUCCUUGGUUCCACCCGUUUCAUGCCCACCACCGACCGAAAUAGAGAUGCUGGAUGCAUACUUUGCCAAUUUCCAUCCGUUCGCACCACUUUUGGACGAAGAAAAUUUUCGAAAAACUUAUCUUGAUGGCCAGCGGAGGGACAACCGAUGGCUGUCAUUGUUGAAUAUUGUUCUCGCGUUGGGAAAUAUCGCAGCAUCAGGAUCCGGUGCAGAUAACCAGAUACAUUAUGCAUAUUUCCAACGUGCCAUGAGUCAAUUGAAUCUGAGCGCGCUUGGAACCCCCAGUCUGGAAGUCACCCAGGCACUCGGUCUCAUGGGUGGCUGGUAUUGUCACUAUAUCAGUCAGCCAAACUUGGGAUAUUCUCUGAUGGGCGCUGCUAUGCGAAUGGCAAUCACGUUGGGUCUGCAAAGAGAGCCAUACGACAGUCAUAUAUCCGUGAAUCCCUCGAGGUCGAGAGCGCAGGAAUCUAAACGCCGUGUUUGGUGGUCACUUUGUUGUUUGGAGAUAUGGGGUCUUGAAACACUUGGCCGACCGAGUAUGGAUUGCUUUGGUCCUGGUAUAACCGUUAACCUCCCUAGCCUACUCGACAAGGAAAAUUAUACAAAGAUUCUGGCUUUGACCGAGAAUGUUCAGUUUGUGCGAAUCGCUACGAAAAUUCACGGAUUACUCGCCUCCCUCCCAACAAUAAAAUACGCCGAAAUGUUCGACAUAGACUCACAGCUCGUUCAGUGGUGGAACAAUCUUCCUGCAAUUCUAAAAGACUAUGAACCUUGCCCGGAGUCUAUGUAUGCUGUGCGUACCGUCAUGCGCUGGCGAUAUAAAAACCAGCGCAUGCUACUAUACCGGCCCACGCUUCUCAACUACGCUAUUCGAAGAAUCCCCUUCAUGGCUGUCCGAGCCGAGGAGCGUGCUGCAAUAGAGAACUGUCGCGAGAUCGCCAAAUCCUUGAUUCAGGACAUCUCAAUAACGGCGCCGUUGAAUAACAUGAUUGGCUGGAACGCAGUGUGGCUCUUAUUCCAGGCAACAAUGGUUCCGCUAGUCUGCCUUUCUCUCGGCUCAACACAUGAUGUUUCUUCUGGGCUGUCUGAUGACUGCAAGGCACAGGUCGAUACGGCUAUAAUGACCCUUGACCGGUUGAAACCUUACGGACAUACAGCGGAACGCUCACGAGAAGUCAUUUCGCGAAUCCUGGAAGCCAACAUGCAAAGUCCCAAUGGGGAGCCAUUUGACGCCAGUGCGAGUCAAAUUGGUGGUCAAGAUUUCCCAUUUAUGAACAUUUUGACCAACUCGCAAAGUGUCGGUCAGGAUCAGUUGGCGGAUCGGAUGACUACGGGAUUUGGGAACGGCUGGUCCGAGUCCAUGUGGGAAUAUUUGAGCUGGGAGUCUAGUGAUCUCUGGCCAGAGAUUUCUAAACUUAACGUGCAGAACGAAGUGAUGCCGUUUUUGGAUCCCGUCGAUACUGAGAUGUGA
This is a messenger RNA of Penicillium cataractarum, 2196 nucleotides long. Its product is annotated as fungal specific transcription factor domain-containing protein. Gene Ontology annotation, cellular component: nucleus. The transcript is spliced from 2 exons. Gene Ontology annotation, molecular function: zinc ion binding; RNA polymerase II cis-regulatory region sequence-specific DNA binding; DNA-binding transcription factor activity, RNA polymerase II-specific. NCBI's taxonomy places the organism in Eukaryota, Fungi, Ascomycota, Eurotiomycetes, Eurotiales, Aspergillaceae. The record is from RefSeq and is a predicted model, not a curated record. Gene Ontology annotation, biological process: DNA-templated transcription; positive regulation of transcription from RNA polymerase II promoter by galactose. The coding region runs from base 1 to 2196 and encodes 731 amino acids.